This is a messenger RNA of Bombina bombina (fire-bellied toad), 102 nucleotides long. RefSeq lists its product as uncharacterized. Lineage: Eukaryota; Metazoa; Chordata; Amphibia; Anura; Bombinatoridae. The transcript is spliced from 2 exons. The record is from RefSeq and is a predicted model, not a curated record. The annotation marks the transcript as partial.
CGAGAGCGCGAGAGCAAGAGCGAGAGGGAGGAGCGAGAGAGAGAGAGAGAGAGAGAGAGAGGAAGAGAGCGAGAGAGCGAGGAAGAGAGCGAGAGAGCGAGG